This is a messenger RNA of Anolis sagrei ordinatus, 911 nucleotides long. RefSeq names its product SIVA1 apoptosis inducing factor (gene SIVA1). The record is from RefSeq and is a predicted model, not a curated record. Gene Ontology annotation, molecular function: CD27 receptor binding. NCBI's taxonomy places the organism in Eukaryota, Metazoa, Chordata, Lepidosauria, Squamata, Anolidae. Gene Ontology annotation, biological process: extrinsic apoptotic signaling pathway.
CACAUUCCAGGGCCUACAUUCCGACCCGCCUUUUUUCCCCCUCUUACUUAAUCCCUUACGCGAUUGGUGGACAUCUCAGUGACUUCAUGCCAAGCGGGUUAGAAAGCGGGCAGUGAGUUUGGUUGCUCGGGAGGUUUUCCCGCGCAGGAGAGAACGAGAGUCCACAUCCGGGUGCCUUUGGAGUGAGUGAGUGAGUAAGGGAGGGGCGAAGGAAUGCCGAAGCGCUCCUGCCCAUUCGGGGACUCGGCCCCGGCGCAGCUGAAGACCCGCGUGAGGCUGAAGGAGCUGAGCCAAGGCGUCCUGGGCGAGCAGUACCAGCGAGCCAUCUUCGAAAAAACAAAACAGCUUCUCUUCCGAGGUGCCCAAACGUAUAUGGAGAAUCCGUGCAUUGGGAGCACAGCAGGAGAAUGUCUAAAAGCAGAGUUACCAGAACCACUUGCAGACAGGCCGGACGCAUGUUCGCAGCAUAAAUGCAACGGACAAAUGUUAAUUGGACAGGAUGGGAAACUUCGGCAGCCUAGUGCAAGAGAAGCAGCCCUGCCUAUAGGAGGGUCUAAGGCCUGCUCCUCGUGUGUGAGAACAGUGGACACCAACAGAGCUUGUGCCCAGUGCCAUCGGUACAUAUGUCAGCAUUGCAGCAAACUUUGCAGCUCUUGUAAUGCUGUUGCUUGCUUCUUAUGUUCAGUCGUAGAAUCUGAUAAUGUUGGAGAACAAGUCCUUUGCAACGAGUGCUCCAUGUUCAAGGACUAAAAUGCUCACAACAUUGUGGACAAUGUCUCAAGGUCCUGCAAGGAAUAUUUUUUAAAUAUAUGGACAUAUAUCAUAUCUGACUUACUGGAUUGCCUUUUUCUGAAAUAAUGUAUAUUUCUAUAACUAUAGCAUAAUAAAAUAAAUGUUUUAUAUUUUGUUAA